Molecule: messenger RNA, 3557 nt
Organism: Rubroshorea leprosula
Lineage: Eukaryota; Viridiplantae; Streptophyta; Magnoliopsida; Malvales; Dipterocarpaceae
Source: the annotation of a GenBank genome assembly
AGCUAGCUGGAGAGACGAUGAGAGGUAGAGAAAGAGAGAGAGAGAUGAUGGGAUGACAGGCGAGCACGGGCAAGGCAGACUAUUCAAAGCAGAGGGUUUUCCGGUCACGAGAAUUAGUUUACAACUCGGAAGGAGCAAGGAAGAAGGGAACCAUGGGGAUAUGACAGGGGAGUUUACAACCAAGCAACACCCUUUUUCUUCACGAACUUUCCCGAUGAUUGGAGCUACGGGGAUAUGUGGCGAACUUUUCUCAAAUUUGGGAGGGUUUAUGCCAUUCAUAGCCCAUAGAGGAAAGGGAGGGAGGGGAGCAGGUUCGGCUUUACCAAGAUACAAUGAGACCCAGAGGGUUUCAAUAGAAGAAAGGAGGAAAGGAGGGAAGCUCCAACAACAGAGAAGCUAUGUGGAUGUAGUGAAAGAUGGAAAAGAGGAAAAAGAAGUUGCAGUUGAAAACAAAAGAAGAAGCCAGAUGAUCAAAACAGACAAACAGCACAAGAUGAUCAGAACAGACGGACAGCAUAAAUUUCAAGCAUGGAGGACCAAGGAAAGAAGCAAUAACAAGGCAGGACUGGAACUAAAAACCAUGAAGGAAGACGAAGAGUGGCUCCAGGAUUGCAUGGUUGGAACUGUUCACUCAAUUGAAGUGGUCCCAUUACUACAAGAAAGAUUUUACAUGGAAGGAUAUUUUACAUGCAAGGUCUGGCCAAUGGGUGGGAAGCUUUGUCCUACUGGAAGGAGACCAGUCACCAUCACAAUUAGGGGAGCUCAAUACAAAAUCAAGGUGACAGAGGAGGAAUCAACAGAGCACUUGUUUAGAUUAAAAUCAGAUUAUGCUUUUAGCAACCAUGAGGACUCGGAGGAUAGUGAGUCUUGGUCAUUGGGGAGUAAUGCACAGUCGGAGUAUGGCAAGGAAGCUUAUGGUUUUCAGGGUAAAAGCUCACACUGUGUGGAAGAACAGGAUGCAAUGAAAGCUGCAAAUGAUGACGUGGCAUUUGCACGUUGGAAGGAUGAGGAAAAGUCAGUAAAUCAUAUGGAGGAUGAAGAAGUCAGAAAAUCAAAAGAAAAAAUAGAGAGUAGAGUGGCGGUAGAUGUCUCACAAGCCAGAAAUUUGAAUUUAGACUCUUUGGAAGUGGUGCUUGAUAGCUUGAUGUGCUUAGAGUCCCAAGAGGUGGCCAAUGGCAGGGAUAAUAAAUGCCAAGCACAAGAAGAAGUCAGGGGAAGUCUGGAAAUGGGUGAAGAUGACGAGCUAACUCAAAGAGAAACUGAUUGGCCCAAUGAAGAUGGGCUAGCUGCAAGGAAUACCAAAAAUAGUGAAAAAGCCAUCAUGGGAGAUCCCUUGAGAGGAAGGCCAGAUGGGCGAUGGCUGAAAUGGGUCCAAUGGCUCAAAAUAAGUCUCCGAGCAAACCAGAACCACAGAGGGGCAAGGGAAAUAUGGGAGACUGCAAAGGAAAUUGGGUUGGUGGCAAACGGGAAUGAAGAGGAAAUUACCCAAAAGAUAGAUCAAAUGGAAAUCAGAGACAGGAAAGCAAAAGAUCGCUUGAGGAAGCAGUGCGAUGAGGAAGAUAAAAUAGAAGGCAAAAGACUGUUGUGGGAGGAGAUUAAAAAUGCAGUGACAACAAGCAGGGGAAAUUGGUGUGUGCUAGGGGAUUUUAAUGCAGUAAAGUCACAACAUGAAAGGGUGGGGAGUAGUGGAAAUAUAAGAGAAAUGAGGGAGUUCAAGCAGUUUAUACAUGCCUUCGGUUUAGUAGAUCUACCCCUGGUUGGAAGAAAAUUCACAUGCUAUCACUCAAAUGGUAGUGCUAUAAGCAGGCUGGAUAGAAUUUUGUUGUUUGAAGAAUGGUUGUUAAACUGGGAGGAUGUGACACAGUGGGGAUUAAAGAGAACAAUAUCAGAUCAUUGUCCAGUGAUAUUGAAAAAUGAGAAGGUUGAUUGGGACCCUAAACCUUUUAGAUUGUUUGAUGUGUGGAUGGAGAAACUGGGAUUCAGGGAAUUGGUGGAGGAAACUUGGCAAUUGACUGAGGUACAGGGAUGGAAAGGUUUCUGUUUAAAAGAAAAAUUGAAAAAGUUGAAGAAUGCCUUGAAAAGUUGGAGUCACAAUUAUAUGGAGGAGGUUGAUCAGAAGAUAACCAAUGUAGAACAUAUCAUAGCAGAUUUAGAUAAGAAAGGAGAGGGACAACAACUUUCAGAAGAAGAGAUAGAAGAAAGGAGGGAGGGAUUUGCAGAACUAUGGAAAAACAUAAGAAUUAAAAAUAGAAUGUGGCAAGAGAAAGCAAAGAGGACAUGGCUACGGGAGGGAGAUGCAAACACAGCAUUCUAUCACAAAUUCUUUCAAAACAGAAAGAGAAGGAAUGAAAUAAAUAGCAUCCUGGUCAACGGCAGGCAGUGUGAGCAGGUAGCAGUGGUUAAAGAGGAGAUUGCAAAGCAUUUCCAAAACUUAUUCACGGAAGAAAUGUGGAGCAGACCGAAGUUGGAAAAUAUGAGUUUUGAGCAAAUCUCUGAGGCACAAAAUUGUUUCCUUACAGCCCCAUUCACUGAGGAGGAGAUUAGAGUAGCAGUGUGGGAUUGUGACAGCUCAAAGGCACCAGGGCCUGAUGGUCUCAACUUUAGCAAACAGAUUGAGAAAUGUGUUAGAUGGACAGUAAUUGGAGACACCCAAAUGGCUUUUAUUGCAGGAAGACAGUUACCAGAAAGUGUUGUGAUCGCAAAUGAAGUGCUGGAUGAGCGAAAAAUGGAGGAAAUGGAUUCAAGAAUGCCUAAAAACUGCAUCAAUAUCUGUGCUAAUAAAUGGCAACCCCUCACAACAAAUCAAGAUGUCAAAAGGCCUGAGACAAGGGGACCCAUUAUCCCCUUUUCUAUUUUUGUUGGUAGCAAAAGGUCUGAAUGGGUUGAUAAUGAAGGCUAUGAUACCUUGAUCAUGGGGGAGGCAGAAGAAAAGAAUAUAUGGGCUGUCAAGUGUAUCAUGAGAAGUUUUGAAUUGGUGUUAGGAUUGAAGAUCAAUUAUGCUAAGAGCCAGUUAAUGGGUGUUAAUGUGGAAGAGGAAUGGGUAACCCGGAUGGCAAGCCUGUUAAAUUGCAAGAUUGGCACAAUACCUUUCAAAUAUUUGGGCACUUGGGUAGGUGGCAAUCCAAGAAACAUCAUGUUCUGGAGAGAGCUGAUUGAAUCUUUCGAGAAGAAGUUAGCAAAAUGGAAAGGCAAGUAUGUCUCAACGGGUGGCCGGAUAACUCUUAUAAACUCAGUAUUGUCUUCAUUGCCCGUGUUCCAAAUGUCGACUCAUCUUCUCCCAAAAGGGAGACAAUAUCCGGUGAACCAAAUGGGCAUAUGGGAAGAUGGCCGGUGGAGAUGGAACUUGAAGUGGAAACGAGAUCUUAGGGAGUGGGAAAAAGUGAUGAAAAAGAGUUGUUGGAUGCAAUCACACCGAUUCAACCCAAUCAAGGAAACGAGGACAAGUGGCUUUGGAUAUUAGAUAGUAAGGCUGGCUACUCCACAAAGUCAGCAUACCAAUUCCUAACAUCAAGGCCUCAUCGAAUCGAAGAGGUACCAUAUAAAAAAUUUGGAACCCA